UUCUAAAAAUAGUGCGGGAUGGAGGAGAAGAAGACGCCCGGUAGGGCUGUGUCGAAGGUGUCGCAAAUAGCCAACAUCUUCCAGACGGGCCAACGCGAAGACAUAAUAACACCCCUGAGGACGAAGCCGAGGUCGACGAGCAGCCCGGGGCUGGAGAGCAGCAACAAGACGGAGCAACCGGCUGCGGUCGAGAGUAACGUGACGGUGGUGAGGACCGAAUCUCAUCUGACGAGGUUCAACAACGCUCGAGCGCUCUUCGAGAAGCUGGGAGAGGAGCACCACAACACCAGGGCAAGCAGCAAGGAUCGCGCGAGUCUGAUAGUGCCGCUGCAGACGACGAAGAGUGCGUCCAACGUGCUGGACAGUCGAUCGCGCAGUUCCUCGGCGAACAGCGAUAACCGCGAUACCAAGAGUCACGACGGAGGAUCGAGGUCGCCGUCGCCCGUGCGCAAGAGCAACUCCACCGUCCUCACCGACAACACCAACUGCAAGACGAACGGCUUCGGCAGUGCGAACGAGCUGAGCGCGAUGACCAGAGUGAACGGUAACAGCACGACGGUAACGUCGGAGGACGGUCAACACCACAUAAACAACAACAACAACAAUAGUAGUAGUAGGACGAAGCCGAUGCUGAUGAAGAAGCCGGAGAAGCCUGAACGAAAGUUCAACAGUAAAGAGCUUAUUGAGAAACAGAAGAAUUGGACGUCGCACUUCUCGAAGACGCGCACCAGUCGCUACAACAGCGACCCCAACAGGCAGCAGGAUGGGAAGUUCGGGUUGAGCAGUCCCGAAUCCGAUCACCGUCAGCAUCAUUCCACCUCGAACAUUAGCAGCAGCGGUGGUGGUGGUAGGUCGGCGGCGGCGGUGGCGGCAAGCAGGAGCGCCUCCUUCAGCUCGCGCGUUCGAAGUCCUCCGACGUCGCCGCCGCCCGCGCCCCCCGACGUCACCAGACGUGCCAACUUCGUGCGCAAGGACCGUCCCACCUCCGUUCCAGUAUUAGCGACGAGCUCGCCCCUCUUCAGCCCCGGCUCUUCGCCCGUCCGCACCGUCAACACCAAAGUCAUCCGGGGUCUGCACCAUCGGCGCGACAGCGAAGACACCAACAACAAGGAGAACAAGCCCGAACUGGCCAAGCAACAGCCGCCACCGCCACCUCCGACGACGACUCCGACAGACUGCCACCCCGUUCAUCAUCACCACAACAACAGCAGGAUGUCUCCAAAGUCACCGGCAUCCGGCGUUCAUCCUACACCUCCGCAGCACCAUCGGUCCUCUCUGCCAGACGAGAAGGAAGCGAGCAAAGAGAGCCUCAGCGUCACCUCGGGCAGCUUGAGCUCCCUGAGUCCGCCCAGCAGCCCCAGCCGUGUGAAGACCGAGAACGAGAAGCAGGAGAGCGAGCCAAACGAAAAGACUGAGGAGGAAGACCAUGGUGAUCAUCCCGAAGCGAAAACGAAUAAGACUGAAGAGGAAAUCGUGCCGGUGCCGAGACGGAGCAAGGUUUCCACCGUUUCCCUGAACAUUCCAGCGGCGGGUCUUGGUUCGAGGCCGCCCUCCGUCGUUAGUUCGACGACUGACGAGGGCGGCUUCAACGAGCCCUGCCCCGAGAUAAAGGCCCGCCUCAAGCCGCACGAUGACAUCUACGACUACCCCACGGCGGGCGACCUAAAAGCCGACCUCUUCCUACCGCAGGACGAAGACGGUUACGCCGUCGUCGACCCCAAAGAGGAAUCACCCGCCGGCUCCGACAGCCUAGGAUCUCCGGCGCAACCGCGCAGCACUGUCGAGGCCAUCUACGCCGUGCCCAAUAAGCCCAGCUGUCUUCUGCAGCAAAAGUCCAACGCCUCCACGGAUUCCGAUUCUCAAGCCACCGUCGUCCAGCAGAAGAGCAUCGAUUCUGAUAUCAUGUACAACAGUCCGCCGCUCAUCCCGUCCGCACUCUCCGAGCUCGAAGGUCGCGAGAGCUACGAACGCGCUUGCCACGAAUUCAUUCAGCACGAAAGAUCCGCAGAAACCAAGAGUCGACCAGACGUAGUGCCAUGCUUCUCCCCCAAAGAACUCAACAGUCCGACGAAAUCGAUAGGUUCCGAUCGGGAUUCGCGUUCCGAGGCGAAUAUACUUGAUUUGAACGACGUGGAAUACGCGGAUGCCAGUGACGACGAGGAGGUGGACGAUGACGACGUCGAUGAUGCCGGCGUUUUUGAUCCGCAAGUGAUGAAGGAGACGGUGCCGGAGGCUAUGACCCCGGCGGAAGCGGAGAAUCUGCUAAGCUCCAAGAUUAUCGAGAAGAGGAUCAGACAAGAGAUUUUAUCGGACGAGGAGGCGCAGGAGAUUCAAAGGUUGCUGAAUCCCGAUGAGGAGGAGGAGGUUAAGAUGCAGCAGCAGCAGCAAACGGUAAUGAUGAUGACCAAGUGGCCGGAUCCGUUCAGUUCGAUGCUGCAGGAUUCCUCGCUGCACGACUCGAUGGGAUUGCCGUCGUUGAACGAUAGUUACGGGCCGCCGUCCAUUCAGGAUGAGGCCGUUCCUGAGCCCGUCGAGUACGCGCAGGUGGUCAAAGUCAGGAAGGCCGAUAAGAAUCAUCAGAUGAACGAUUCGACGAGCAGCAUCGACGUCUCCACUCAGGAUAUUGACGGUUCCUCCAUGAGCAAACUGGACACGAGCAUGGCAUCAGACUCGGGCCUAAUCGAUUCCGUGACGAGUCUGUCGGAGACGAACAACUUGGACAGCAUCACCGAUUUUGUGCCGAAGCCGCUGCAAGUUGUCGGCAUCGAGCACGGCGUUCAUUACUACGAGGAUGGACACUUCUGGAUGGAGGUGCCCGGUCUGCCGGAGGACGACGACGACGAUCUCGACUACCCCAUGUACAUACCGAAAUCGUCAAAGAUCCGUUUCUCGUGCGGUCCGAUACAGGUGUUCUCCACCUUCAGCAUAAACGAUUAUGAUAGACGGAACGAGGACGUCGAUCCGGUGGCGGCGAGCGCUGAGUAUGAAUUGGAGAAGCGCGUCGAGAAGAUGGACGUAUUCCCCGUCGAAUUGCUCAAAGGGCCCGAGGGCUUGGGUCUCAGUAUUAUAGGGAUGGGUGUCGGCGCCGAUGCCGGCCUUGAAAAAUUAGGUAUCUUUGUGAAAACGAUAACGUCGAACGGAGCGGCGUCCCGCGAUGGACAUAUCCAGGUCAACGAUCAGAUCAUCGAGGUGGACGGAAAGAGUUUAGUUGGCGUUACACAAGCUUACGCUGCCAGCGUUCUGAGGAACACCUCCGGCAUUGUUAAGUUUAGUAUCGGAAGGGAAAGAGAUCCGCAGAACAGCGAAGUUGCCCAGCUGAUAAGGCAGUCCUUGCAGGCAGAUAAAGAGCGCGAGGAGCGAAGGCAGAGAGCACUGGAAGCGGAGCAACCCAGCGACGCAAGCACCUUACCAUUAACAGGUUCAGCCAAUAGUAGUGUUUCGGAUGGUCCGGUUAGUCCUUCGGCUAAUAGCGAGAAUGUAUUUGAGCACGAAGGGGAGAACGACGUGGAAUCUUUGCGGUUUUUACUACAGGAGAGCCAGCGCAAACUCCUCUUAACCGAAAUAGAUGUAGCGCGUUUGAAGUCCAAGUUAAUGGAGCAGAAUGGGUUGAAGUUCGCCGAAAAUGAUAAGGUCGAGCAGACGGAGGUGAGGUGCAAGGAUGCGGAGAGACAGUUGAGUUCCGUGAAGAAGGAGAUGGCCACAUAUCAGAAUAUGUUGGAGCAGUCGCAGAAUCAGUACGCCGUGUUGGAGAAGAAGUACAGCAGGGCGAAGAUGCUCUGCAGGGAUUUCCAGCAGCGCGAGGUCGAGAUGGCGCAGAGGGAGGAUUUCUAUCAGCAGCUGCUGCAGGAGAAGGACACCGAGUACAAUGCUCUGGUUAAGAAUUUGAAGGACAGGAUUAUCGCGUUGGAGCAGAAUCUGAUCGAGACGCAGCAGCAGGCCGGUAUGCCGAUGUGCUUGCCGUACGACAGCAUGAAUUUGAAGUCGCUGACGCCGCAGAUGUCGAGGAGACAGCCGCCCACAAAGCUGGGACACUGCAUAACCACGGACUUCUCCGACACAGAGAUCUCUGAUGCCAGUCCCGACGACAUAAAUAAGAAAGGUACGGUCGAGAGGAAGCUUCCCAUCAAGGAGGAGUUCGAUAACGCCGUCCCACCGCACGAGCUUCUAGAUAUCUCUGCGAGCAAGAGCAAAGCCGAGCUGGCUAAUCGUGGAGCUCUGGCGAACCGACAGUUGCCGAGCAGCAAGAAAGGGUCGCUGAGCAACAGCUCCUCCGAUUACGGAUUGGACGAGAGCUACAAUUCCGCGGACGAACUGGAUCCGCCCUACAUCAAUGAAACGAACAACAAAGGGUGCGAACCCGUACGUCCGACUACAUUGGAGACGAACGUCUACAGUACAGCACAACACUACAACAGCAGCCAAAACGUGCAGUACACUCAAAUCCAGAACACCUAUAGUUCAUCGCAAAAGGUCGUAGGCAGUCGCGAACAGAGCGUUGUCUAUGCGAAGGUGCAGAAGGAACCCUCGCAGCAUUCCAUCGCUCAGCAGCUCGUCAGUCCUGACCCGUGGGUCGGAGCUGCCACCAACAAUAAGAGCGGAAUGGGACCGCCUCCAUCUUUGGCAGAACAACUCAAACAGGUUUUGGCGGAGAGGGAAAAGAGGAUGGGAACCGAGAGUCUCAGCAAUUCCACCGACGAGCUCAACGAGAAGAGCAAAAGUACGGCUCAACACCUUCUGGAGGAAAUCCGGCAGGCUGUGAGUGAGGCCAACGCUAGAGUGAAGAAGGUGGUGCCGGUGACGUUGUCCCCGCCCGGAUCAGUGCCAUGGCAACACCAAUCGGGAGCAUCGCCGACGCCUCCGUCGCCCUCUAGCCUCUCCUCCGGAUCGGUGUCGCCCUCAAGACACGACACCUGGAGCAGCAUGCAUCCAUCCGACAUCAGCCUGUCCUCCUGCAGUAUAGCGAGCAGCGACAAGAAGGGCUCGCACUUUUGGCAGUCGGCGCCGGUCGUCGACUGGAGCAAGGAGCAGGUCUGCCAGUGGCUUCUGUGGCUCGGACUCGAGCAACACAUAUCCAAGUUCCUCGAGCUUCAGGUCAACGGAUCCGCGCUGCUGCAACUGACCUCCGCAGACUUCAAGAUCCUCGGCAUCGGCAGCGAGGACAAGAGUCGCCUCAAGCGUAAAAUAAAGGAGUUGAAAGCGCAGGCGGAGAAGGAGCGCAAGCAGCAGGAGAAGGACAGGAAGGAGAAGGAGAAGCAGCAGAGGAAGGCCGAGAAGGCAAACAAGAAGAAGGCCUAAAGAUGAUGAUAGAUGUAGAAGAAGUAGAGAAAGAGGGGAGAGCGAAUUAGUGAGGGAAUCACUGUGUACUGUACAUUUUACUAUUAUUAUUUUGAUUCGGUAUACACUAAUUACCGAAAUCCUGCCAUACAGGUCGAUAUAUAUAUAUAUUUAUUUAUACAUAAUAUUUAUAAGUAAGUGACAAAGUAAGUAACUGUUUUGUAUAUUAUCAGAUAAUUUCGAUUUAGAUUAUAUAUUAUAUUUAGAUCGUAGGUUUCUCUCCAUCAAAUUCAAUUGUUCAUCAACAACCCAAUUGUUUUUAUUCUAUUUCGAUUAUAGCGACCUUCUUGUACUUGUACAUACAUACGAAACGUAUACAUCAUGUUUAU
Molecule: messenger RNA, 5663 nt
Organism: Nicrophorus vespilloides
Lineage: Eukaryota; Metazoa; Arthropoda; Insecta; Coleoptera; Silphidae
Gene: Spn
Product: neurabin-1
Biological process (GO): calcium-mediated signaling; neuron projection development; actin filament organization
Cellular component (GO): dendrite; actin cytoskeleton; cytoplasm
Molecular function (GO): actin filament binding
Source: RefSeq, a predicted model, not a curated record